This is a messenger RNA of Arachis ipaensis, 1737 nucleotides long. RefSeq lists its product as uncharacterized. Lineage: Eukaryota; Viridiplantae; Streptophyta; Magnoliopsida; Fabales; Fabaceae. The record is from RefSeq and is a predicted model, not a curated record.
AUGGAGUCUUCAUAUGGAGCACGAUGUGGACCCGCAUCUACGUUUCACCCGAGCCCGGGUUACAUGUUUCUGUACCGUGUUCCCCUUUUGACUUUGGCAUGCCGACCACGCCGAGACUUACUUCUCCCGGAUGCGCCUCUUGCACAUGAGACUGAUACGAGCCUUGCGCAACACCUUCCGAUUCCCGCCUUUCAACCGGAGCCUAUCGAGUUCGACGACCUUCUGGAGUUCGUGAGAUCAGCUUUGGAGGCCGAUCCUUUGAAUGAUCAUCCUGUCUGGAACGACGAGCCAGAGGAGGACUCGGAGUCUAACGAGGAUCCCGAGGAGUUUUGGGCAGCUUAUCAGGAUUCAUCAAGCACCUUGUCAGAUGUGAAGAACAGCAUCUUGCAGAAGUUUGGGGUAUUUGGAAGCAAGUGGGUGAAGAAGCUAUUCUACAAGAUUCCCAUCGCAGUGGUCUCGACCGGUGUUAAGUAUGAUAUGUUUGUGCUAGCGGCUGAUGAAGAUAUUAGGGUUCUGUUUCAUUGUGUUAGGAGUUUUCUGGAGGUCAGAAUACACGAGUUGUUCGCGAAGUUGGAGGUUGGUGUCGAUAGUUCUGGGGCAUCAGCUCCAGUUCAUAGCUCGACUGCCGCGGGCAGUGCGUCUAGUUCGAUGCCUGCGGCCCGGCCGUCUGUUCCGCAGAUCACAUCCCCUUCCUUCGCGGCUGAUUUAGGACGAACGGAUGCAGUUGGUUCUGUACUAUUGGAGAAUCCUGGGGUUUGGCAGCAGGCAUUUGAGGCGGAUACAGGUGGUGGCAUAAUUCAUGAAGAUCAAGGCUUUUGGGAACCUGAUCGAGUAGAGAAUGCAAUGCGGGAUGACGACUCUGACCAGAAACCUGUAGAUAUCAUUAGGGACAGUGAUGAUGACACAGGUGCUAAUCCACAUGCACAACACAGGCCUUCAAGUUCUGGCACACAGCAGUACCCUCCACACUUCUCCACUCUAAACUUGGAGGCUUUGGGUCAACAGGCGGACAAUAAAGAUGAGGCUGUUCUGAGUGUGAAGGACUAUAGCAUCCGUCAUGGUGUUGAGUACCGAGUUUUGAAAUUGGAUCAUCUGAAGUAUCAUGGAAAAUGCAAGGAGUUCGGCAAGGGUUGUACUUGGUUGAUUUGCAUAUCGCUUCGUACACGAAAGAGCACUUGGGAGGUUAGGAGGUACAAUGGUCCCCACACUUGCUUGGCCACCUCUAUUUCCAGUGAUCACCGUCAGCUUGAUUACCACGUCAUCUGUGCGAGGAUUUUUCUGUUGGUUAGGGCAGAUGCUGUAGUUACGAUAAAGGUCUUGCAACAAGCAACAGAAGCUGAUUAUGGGUUCAGGCCUAGUUACAAGAAGGUUUGGAUGACAAAACAGAAGGCAGUCGCACAAAUAUAUGGAGACUGGGAAGAGUCGUAUGCCGAGUUGCCACGUUGGAUGCUAGGGGUACAGUUGACCAUGGCCGGGACUGUGACUGUGUUGAAGACCUCUCCUGUUCGAGUUGGGGAUCAGGUCGAUGAGUCUACGGUGUACUUUCAUCGUCUUUUCUGGACAUUUCCACCCUGCAUCGAGGCCUUCCGGCAUUGCAAGCCGCUUGUGAGUAUUGACGGUACCCACUUGUAUGGCAAGUAUGGAGGCACAUUACUAUUGGCGAUUGCGCAGGAUGGGAACUUGAAAAUCCUCCCGAUUGCCUUUGCCCUUGUGGAGGGAGAAAAUGCGGAGUCGUGA